CCGGAUGAUCCAGCAUGAGGCAGCCAGGCUGCAUCGCACUCCUGCGGCGAUGAUGGGCUCCGUUCGAAGAAGAGUCAUAGUAGGUCUACGUAUGUAACGGGAUGACCACGCCGGCCGGCGCCUACGAGGAGAACCAGCUCGUUAUAGACAUCGUUGUCACGAUGUCCGCACAACCUCAACUUGCCUGCUGGCGACGCCACAGAAGCAUAUAGCAGCUCUAUGAGUCACUAGUAGCGUUCGCAGCCCUAUAUAACGGGGUGCAUGGAGGAGAGUGUUGUGCUACCCAGAUUUCAACCAGGCUCGAGCGCGAACUUCAACAACUACCCCACGAGAAGGAUAAACCUAUACUAGAUCAACCCGCAGUCAUGCCACGGCGUGUAACCAUCGGGAAUAUUGACUCGUUGCUCGGAAUCUUCAGGUACUGUGCGCGUAACGGGUUCGCAGUAUGGCAGUAUUUCCUAGGACCAUCUGCUCAAUUGCAGAGGGCCAGGAGUAUAUUGGAGAAUGUAGGAGCAUUUCUGAUGAGCUUGAGCGACCAGGACAAAGAGAAUAUCAACAAAUACGUGGCCGAAGUGUCUGAGCAGAAUCCCCACGAGUUAGCUUGUAUACUGGAAACCGAACAAAUGUUCGCGGAACUCGUCGGUGCUCAACAACAACACGAACAGCUUUCCUUGCAUUUGGCAGCGAAUCCUCGCUUACGGUUUCCCUGGUCAGAUCUUGCCAAAGCAAUCUUCGCUUUAGUGAAUAGCUGCUUGGAGCUACAAGCUAGAGUAGAGGUGAUUCCACUGAUCUCAUUUCCUCCUCUUCCUCUCGUAUCAACCAUAUUCUCACACGCGCGUUCACAGACGUCAGCCGCACGAGCUCGUGAAAGGUACCCGCUCAAAGACAAUGCUACUGGCGACAGCGUAAGACAUACCUCGCAUGGGAGUCUUCGUCAUUCAGGUACAAUGACAUCUAUGCACUCGGCGUAUUUCCAGGGCCCUCCGCAGCAUGGCGCCCCAAUGACCGUUCAAUAUGGUACUGGGUCAAGCCGUCCUGGGGCAUCGCCGGCUCGCUCGUUCGGGUCCGGGCCAUACCAGGCUUCAAACGAGUCCACGGUAUAUCCUGCCUCUGACCCCUCAGACUUGACCCACUGGCUAUCGUCCAGUUCUUCCCACUCAGCCCAUUCCGCGCAUCGUGGGCAGUAUACGACAUCUCCAUUCGGAUCCGAGACGUCGCAAUCAUCACAUGCCAUGAUCCCCGGCGGGUCCACACGUCUAAGAGAGUAUUCGUCCUCCAGUGGCGACUGUACCUCCCCUGAAUCGUGGAAUGUGUCGAGCAACAGCAGGUGGUCGGCGUAAGCUGUUGCUCAGGUACGCAGGAGAUACCUGGUGGACGAGCUUGUGGGUAGAACGAAUGCCGUGGCUGAAGACGACCAAUGCUUCAACGACAUGGACAUUAGUGUAAUUCUGUAACGGCACUGACUGUGUACUAUAGUACGUUCCAGAGUUGACAAGAAUCCAUCAUAUCGAUUCAUUUCUAUCAA
Molecule: messenger RNA, 1525 nt
Organism: Rhodofomes roseus
Lineage: Eukaryota; Fungi; Basidiomycota; Agaricomycetes; Polyporales; Fomitopsidaceae
Exons: 6
Coding region: 366-1340 (324 amino acids)
Source: RefSeq, a predicted model, not a curated record